AUGCACCUGGGAGUAGCCUUGACCAGAGCUAGCGGUCUCUCCAACCGACAAGAACCGACAAGACCCCUCGUUAUCAUGCGCGCUGACAACGGCCUGUUUUCAUCUGAUUUGGACAUGUACUAUGACCCGAACAUGUCGUUCUACCCUAUUCCAGCACCUGAUUUCGAGCUGGUGCCGGCGCCCGAUAUUUUCCACCCAUUCUUUGUCCAAGGUGUCGAGUAUAUCUCAGACAACAGUCAAAUGCAGGUCAUAAACUCACUUCUAUUCUCUGAUCUCACCCAAACUUCGCCCGGAACGAUUCAUGACAGUCUCUUGUCAGACGAAAUGAAACUGCUUCCUCAAUUGUCAGCUGGCGUCUAUGAUCAACCCGCGGAACUCACCACGUCUGCUUCUUUUUGGAAGGCCUCCGUACAGGACUACGCAUUGAUCGACCCACUUCUGACGUCUACCGGGCUAGCAGAGCUCCAAACUCAGCAUCCCCAGCCAGGUCCCCAACUAUCCGGCUUUGCCGUGACUCUCCUCAACCAAAACUUUAACCGUGAAGACAGUGUGAAUCUGCGGGAUCUCCUUUACCAUGUCCUUACAUCCUCCUGGUUCCUCGCCAACCAACUCGAGCCAACGGAUGGCAAUCAGCAAUCAAUAUAUGCCAGCUUUCUGCAUCAUUCAAAAAUCCCACGCAGUAUCAUUGCCUUUUCGACGGCUGUCGUAAAACAUUCGGCAGACCAGAUCGUGCACUGGGGCAUAUUCCUCGGUAGCUUGCAGCGCUUGCGGCAAAUGCCUUUGCUCCCAGAAUUUGAAAAGGCAUGA
Molecule: messenger RNA, 807 nt
Organism: Serendipita indica DSM 11827
Lineage: Eukaryota; Fungi; Basidiomycota; Agaricomycetes; Sebacinales; Serendipitaceae
Source: the annotation of a GenBank genome assembly